AUGGCAUAUUCAUUUGAUUCUGGUGAAGAGGAGGAUUGGGCUGGGGAUGGGUUGAAUAUAGUGCAUCCGGCUGGUUUGGGUAGUUAG
Caenorhabditis briggsae is the source of this 87-nucleotide messenger RNA. The transcript has a single exon. Lineage: Eukaryota; Metazoa; Nematoda; Chromadorea; Rhabditida; Rhabditidae. The record is from RefSeq and is a predicted model, not a curated record. Bases 1 to 87 code for a protein of 28 amino acids.